UAUUUCAGCAGUAUCCUCAUAGAUGACUAGAGAUCACUGCUCUGUCGGGUGUGAUGGGGCUGAGGAAGCCAGCAGCAGUCGGCGUUACUUCAGCAUCUCAUUUACAGCCAGACAAAAGUGAUGGAAAAGCCCCUCAGAGUAUGAUGCAGCUCCAGUUCAGUCGGGAUGCUCCUGCCCUGCCAGAGAACUUGGCUGUCCGCUACAGCAACCCUCGCCCAAUCAUCAUAGAGAAGCUGGCACAGCCAGAGGCUAGACGGGAUCCGGGAGCUGGUGAUGGGCUCAGCUCACAGGGUUCCAUGGCAUUUUCCAUUGUCUCUGAAGAGAAGCUCAACUUAGCUGUGCAGCUGGCCAGGAGGGACAUGAAGCGACGGCACCUGGAGGAGCAGAUGAGGCAGCACUUCUCCAAGGGGGAGAAGGGCCCUCUGGCCACCUCCCUUCAGGGAAAGAAGUCUGGCAGUGUAGUUGUGAAGUCUCACUUGAAUUUUGGACGUCAGCCGGGCCGCUGCCCCAAGGUGGAGACUACCAGCUCUGGAGCCAGGGUCUACCUCUACACGCCCUCCCGGGUCAAGUCGGACCCUUCUUUCUCCGACUCGCCCCCCACCCGUGAUCCGGGCCCCGGGCCUCCCCCAGCCUUCAAGAGGGAGGAAGACAGAAGCACCCUGGAGGUCAGGCGGCUGCAGAAGGAGCUUCAGAACUACAUCCAGAAGAUUGACGAACUGGUGAGGAGAGAGAGAAGUGAGGAAAUUUUGGAUCCCGAUGAAGAACACCGCGUCCAGAUCCGGAGGCAGGAGCAGGCCGUGCGCUCUGCCCGGAUGCUGUAUAUGCUCCAGCAACAGGUAAAAGAAAUAGAGGACGACCUGGAGAAGCUGAGCCCUCGUAAAAUAAAGCACACAAAGAAGUCACGUGCCAUGGCCAGGCUGGCAGCAGCCCACCGGGGAGCCGUCCGGGCCCUGCAGGUCUUUGCCUCCCGUUUUGCUGACCAGCCGGAGGAGCAGCCAGUCCCAGCCCACUGCAAAGAGCUGGGCCACCUCAUUCGGCAGCUCUCCCUCUGCUCCGCCCGCCUCGAGACAGACUCCUCCUCCCUUCCCGACAGAGUCGUUGACCUCCUGCUGCAGAUCGAGGAUUUGGAUUCUCUGCUGUCCAAGAAGGAGUCUCCCAAGAAAGGGGGGCCGAAAGGGAGUUUCUCUAUGUCUCAAGCCGCCUCUGUGAUGGACACGAACCGAUGGCUGAAGAGAGAGAAGAAAGCUGCUGCCUCAGAGCCAAGAAAGCCACCAGUGGCCAGGAGGCUCCUCCCUGAUGAACAUGAAGGACCUGAUGGGCUCCUGGUGCCUCACAAUCCAAGCAGUCCCUGCGACAUGGCAGCCCUCGAGGGCCAGCCCCCUCCGGAGCGAGAGGCGGUGGGGCAGGCCAAGUGGGAGGCACUGGGGCAUGUGAAGACCAGACCUGGCCCUGAGGCGGGGAGGCCCCCCCGGAAGAGAGGCGUGCUUCUCCCCACCAGACCGCAGGGAAACAGGCCCCCUCCCAGGGCAAAAGGCACGCAGCUUCAUCAGGCCAAGCAGGCCCGCUUCCAGGAGCCCACCAUCGCCUUCCGGCUCAAGGAGACGAAGCCACCCACCCGCGAUAGCCGGGUCCCUUGGGUGCCUCCCAGCCUCUCCUCCCCCCUGGCCUCACCUCAGCGGCACUCGGAGAAAAGUCCCAGAGGCAGAGAGCCAAGGCCAGGGAGAGAGGCGGAAGAGGUGGGAGAAAAGAGUCGAGCAGCCCCAGAAAAGGAAAUGCUCAGGGAUAAUGGUGCUUCUGCAGCCCAGAUAGCGGCGACAGUGGAGCGAGCUGUCCGGGAGCGGCUGGAGCCCCUCUUGGCAAACGCACAGAAGGUGAACCGCUCCUUGGAAAGGAACAUCUGCCAGAAGGAGCUGCCCUGCCAGGAUAUUGGGAAGGCUCCUGUUGGUCUCCCACGUCCAGGUCUGGAGGACUUUGCCGAGCUGCAGCGUGGGGAGAUUGAGACCCUCUCGAGCCCCUCUGACCUGGAGGCGAUGCUGCAAAGGAUGGAGGAGAUUGAGCGCUCCCAAGAGGCCGUCCGCAGGCGGUACCACCAGAUUGUUUACUCUGAUGCUGAGUUCUGGGCUCGGCAAGAGAGAUGGGAGAGAGAAAAUGCAGAGGCAGGCCAAGAGCCUGGGACUCCCCAUCCCAUCCAGAUCACUAGGCGGGAGAGUAAUCCAGAGCCCCAAGUGGACAUUGUACUGGAAAGACCCCUGGACACCAAUGCUGCGGAGGAGGAGGAAGAAAAGAGCGCUGGGAUGGAGGAGCUGCUGGAGCCCAGGAAUGGGACUCUGCCAUCUUCGUCGUCACAUCCCCGCCAGAAGGAGGCUGGCGUCUUCCUCUCUGUCCCUAAGAACAUGCUGCAGAGCAUUCAUGAUUACAGUGCACGAUACAGCCAGCACCUGAGGUGCAUCUCCCAUGAGGCAGUGGGCAGCUUCAACCCCUGGCGAAUCGCAGAGAGCCUGGCCGAGGAGCUGACGGAGGAAGCCUUGGCGGACGUAACCACAGAGCUGCAGGGCCUUUGUGAGGAUUACGCAGAAGCUGUCUUCACCUCGGAGUUCCUGGAGGCAGCUGAGUAGGCAGCACUCUCACCUCCUGCUCCUUCUCCUGGUCCAGCAGAGCCGGGCUCCGUUGUUGUGGACAUGUCAGGAAGGGCUCUCUCUUUGUGUGGAGUGGGAGCUUAACAUGGGCAACAUCCCAGGGGUGGUGUCUGUCAAUUCCAGCUGUGUUUGCCUUGUUCAGGAAGGGUGUCUGGGCAUGGGUGCAGGGAGUGUAAUGACGGCUAAGCAAAGUGAAUGAUGUCUGGCACCUUAUGCUUAGCUGAAGCGCCAGUCAAAUGUUAGCUGUUCCAGGAAGUGUUUCCAACCAGCCAGGCUUUGUGAACAAACCACUCUCUUUUUGCCCACUGUCACACUUGGGUCUUCUGGGGGUGUUCCAUCAGAAGAGUGGGCAUCUAGGGGGUGCAGAAGCUGAUCCACUGGGAUCCUAUUCGGGGGGGGGAGGGAGAGGUUGCACAGG
Lacerta agilis (Sand lizard) is the source of this 3054-nucleotide messenger RNA. RefSeq names its product KIAA0753 ortholog. Bases 54 to 2615 code for a protein of 853 amino acids. Gene Ontology annotation, cellular component: centriolar satellite. Gene Ontology annotation, biological process: centriole replication; protein localization to centrosome. NCBI's taxonomy places the organism in Eukaryota, Metazoa, Chordata, Lepidosauria, Squamata, Lacertidae. The record is from RefSeq and is a predicted model, not a curated record. The transcript has 16 exons.